Messenger RNA from Protopolystoma xenopodis, 219 nucleotides. The record is from the annotation of a GenBank genome assembly. Lineage: Eukaryota; Metazoa; Platyhelminthes; Monogenea; Polystomatidea; Polystomatidae.
AUGCAUCCUCAAAAGAUGUUUUCAUCCAAGUUGGAGGGCAGUUUUGACUCUGCCUCAGAGGCUAAUGCAUUGUCGUCCCAGCAACACGACAAUAAUGAUGUAGAGUUUCAUGGUAGGAUUGAGUUUAGAGGCGAUGCGGGCCUCUCUCAGCGCUCACAAAUGGUGGUGAAAUUAGGGUCGACAGACAAACAUGCGGUUUCCGCUACCCUCGAUACCUAG